Stegostoma tigrinum is the source of this 1649-nucleotide messenger RNA. RefSeq names its product mesogenin-1-like. The record is from RefSeq and is a predicted model, not a curated record. The coding region runs from base 744 to 1556 and encodes 270 amino acids. Lineage: Eukaryota; Metazoa; Chordata; Chondrichthyes; Orectolobiformes; Stegostomatidae. Gene Ontology annotation, molecular function: DNA-binding transcription factor activity, RNA polymerase II-specific; RNA polymerase II cis-regulatory region sequence-specific DNA binding; protein dimerization activity. The transcript has 2 exons. Gene Ontology annotation, biological process: somite rostral/caudal axis specification; regulation of transcription by RNA polymerase II; heart morphogenesis. Gene Ontology annotation, cellular component: nucleus.
GACUCGGGGUUGCUUGUUUCAUUGAUGAACAAAGCCCAGGUACAGAGAUAGGAAAAGGGGAAAUAGGUCUGCAGCUGUUCCAAGUGACAGCAGACGGUGCAUCAUCUGACUGACAGCGAAUGUGUUCCUGGCUGCAUCAUUGCGUGCUGGCUGAAUCAGCACACAACCCAAUGGCUAAUUGCCCUCUCUCAUCGAAACACACACAACAAAAGAAGCAGAGUACCAAAUUGAUGUUGCAUCCAGCAGUUUGUCAUACAUUUUAAGCUAAACUCUCUGAUUCAAAGAAAUUUGCUGCUCCAUCUCUCUCUCUCUCUUGCUCUCUCUCUGUCUCUCUCUCUCUCUCUCUCUCUCACAUUGCUUCUUCCCCACUUGCCGUGUGUGGCAGAUGGCACUUCAUUUGAGCUGCACAGUACAUCAGAGCAUAUUAAGCAACCAGUCUGUAAUGCUGAUCCACGACAGGAGUCAGAUAGCCAGGUAGAGCAAUCUCUUUUCAUUGUAAGGUCACAACUCCCCGACUGGAAUUGAAAGCAAAGUCCAACCACUUUCCAAGGGAGGGCUUGCUCCUGGUUCGUUUGGCAUUCCCAGUUUGUGCUGCUCGACCGGGCCUGAGGAAAAAAUAGUGUCAACAAAAAAACCUUUCAGAGUGGAAGUGCAAACAGGAACAGCUGCUCUUGCACCAUCAGCUUCAUCCCUAUCAGCUCCAACGUCGGUGAGCAGCUCUGUCAUAACACUAAAGUCACACGAUGGAGGAGAGGAGAGGAGAGGAAUAUUCAUCUAGUUGGCACAUCAUGGAUGUGAGACUACCAAAGCUUCUGCACCAAGACUGCGUGACAUCCUCAGAAUAUGGGGCACUGACAGACUGCAAUUCUCUUGCUUCAGGGAGUAAUGGACCAACAGAAUGGAGCUACAGCAACUCAGAGCCCAACUCCCUCAUGGUUUCCACACCUUGCAGUCGCUUGCCAACCUCUCCUGUUGAUUCUUGCAAAUUAUCUCCUCGGCCUGUCUCUCACACGUCCACUCAACGUGCCCGCAGCCACCUGUGUAAAACUAACAGCCUCCCUGCCCCCUCAGAGGCCAAGGGGGAAGAGUGUCAGCAGGUGAGGAAGAUCCAUUUGCGUUAUCCUGGCAGAGAGAGGCAAAAUGCCAGCGAGAGGGAGAAACUGAGGAUGAGGGGCCUGGCCAAAGCCCUGCACAACCUGAGGACCUACCUACCCCCUUCAGUGGUGCCAGCGAGCCAGAGCCUGACCAAGCUGGAGACCCUACGCCUCACCAUCCGCUACAUCUCACACCUCACCGAGCUGCUGAGGCUGAGCGAGGAGAGCCCCUCAGAGGGCAGUGACACUGAGGGCACCUACCAGGGCUACCCUCAGGACCUGGGCUACUGUCAGAACAAGUCAGAGAGCCCUCAACCAGAGUGUCUGUCACAUCCAGAUGACUCUCUAAUGAAGAACGAACGUCACAUGCUAUCAGGCCUUCAAGAUGUGGCACUCUGUCAGAGUUUCACCGAGAACAAUGGGAAUCUGCAGCUGGUCCCCUGGUAUCCAUGGCAACAUUAAGACCCCACUGGGCCUGACAUAUUCUGAGAAAUUAGUCACUCGAUAACGAUAUUAAGUUAAGUAUUUUUUCAUGUAGAUGUUUAUUUUGUUAAG